Kogia breviceps (pygmy sperm whale) is the source of this 1871-nucleotide messenger RNA. RefSeq names its product endothelial cell adhesion molecule (gene ESAM). Gene Ontology annotation, cellular component: plasma membrane; adherens junction. Gene Ontology annotation, molecular function: cell-cell adhesion mediator activity. Gene Ontology annotation, biological process: homophilic cell-cell adhesion. The record is from RefSeq and is a predicted model, not a curated record. Lineage: Eukaryota; Metazoa; Chordata; Mammalia; Artiodactyla; Physeteridae.
CACAGGCACGCAGUCUCUGGCCAGGGCCGCCCUUGGUGUCGGUGGCCCGGUUCCCGCCUCCGCUCCGGCUGUCGUGCGGCCCCAGCACCUGUCGCUUGGUGUGUCCCGGAGCCGGCGCCCCUGACUCCGUCGGGGCCAGGGAAGGCCAUGGUUUCCCUGCCCAGGUCCCCUGCGACUAGCUUGCUGCGGUUUUUGUUCCUGGGGCUGACUACUCUCGCGUCCCCCUCGCGGGCCCAAGUGGAGCUGCACGUGCCCGCCGGCCUCACCAAGUUGCGGGCGGUAGAGGGGGCGGAAGUGGUGCUCCCGGCGUGGUACACCCUGCGAGGGGAGGUGUCUUCGACCAAGCCCAAGCCUUGGGAAGUGCCCACCGUGAUCUGGUUCUUACUGGAAGGGACGAAUAUGAAUAUGAGCCAGGUGUUGGCGCACAUCAGUGGGGUCACAUCAAGCAAACCUGGAGCAUCCCUGGUCUACCCCAUGCCCUCCCGGAAUGUGUCACUGCGGCUGCAGGGCCUCCAGGAGAAAGACUCCGGACCCUACCUCUGUUCUGUGAACUUGCAAGACAGUCAAGGCACUGUUCGAGGUCACAGCAGCAAGACUUUAGAACUCAGUGUGCUGGUUCCCCCAGCUCCUCCAUCCUGCCGCCUCCGGGGCGCGCCCCACGUGGGGACCAACGUGACCCUGAGCUGCCAGUCCCCAAGGAGUAAGCCCGCUGCCCAAUACCAGUGGGUGCGGUCGCCCCCAUCCUCCCAGGUCUUCUUUGCACCUGUUUUAGAUGCCAUCCAUGGGUCUUUAAACCUCAAAAACCUUUCCACUUCCAUGUCUGGAGUGUAUAUCUGCAAGGCCCACAAUGAGGUGGGCAGUGCCCAGUGCAAUGUGACCCUGAAAGUGAGCACAGGGCCUGAGGCUACGGUGGUUGCUGGAGCUGUCGUGGGCACCAUGGUUGGAUUGGGGCUCCUGGUUGGGCUGGUCUUGCUGUACCAGCGCCGGGGCAAGGCUCUAGAGGAGCCGGCCAACGAUAUCAAGGAGGACGCCAUCGCUCCCCGGACCCUGCCCUGGCCCAAGGGCUCAGACACAAUCUCCAAGAAUGGGACCCUCUCCUCUGUUACCUCGGCACGAGCCCUUCGGCCACCCCAAGGCCCUCCCAGGCCUGGUGCAUUGAGCCCCACACCCAGCCUCUCCAGUCAGGUCCUGCCCUCACCAAGGCUGCCCAGAACGGAUGGGGCCCACCCUCAGCCAAUAUCUCCCAGCCCUGGGGGGGUCUCUUCCUCUGCUCUGAGCCGCAUGGGUGCUGUCCCUGUGAUGGUGCCCGCCCAGAGUCAGGCUGGGUCUCUGGUGUGAUGGCCCAGCCACUCGCUGGCUGAGCCAUCUGGCUUCCCUCCUUCCUACAGGGGUCACCCCUAGCACAUAGGCCUGAGCCUUGGGAGGGUGGCCGCCUUCCACACCUCUGGUCCUCUGCCCCCACCUUUCUUUACUAUGGGAAAACUGAGUCUCAGUUAAGACCCAAACUUCCAGGAGGUAGAAGAAGAGGACGUGGACCUAGGAUUAGGAAGGCCCCACCCUGGGCUGUCUGUAAGACUGCAGUGGGAUGCUGCUGAGAUUGCUACCUCUGCCUCUCUCCCCCAUCCCCCAGGGCCUGGUAGGGACCGCCAGUCAACCAGUCCUCCAGGACCCCUUGGUCUGUACCCCGUCCCACCUAACCUCAUCCUUCACUCCCCCUCCAGCUCCCCGUGUCAAUAUAACCUGUCCCGCUGGUUUGGUUGGGUUUUGUUGGGGCAGGGGAUAAGGAAGAUAUUUUUUAUACUAACUUGAAAUGCAUGGUUUUGUUCUUAUUUUGCAAACUUCAAUAAAGAUACAUUGUGUUUGUGUGGAAA